Messenger RNA from Asparagus officinalis (garden asparagus), 1724 nucleotides. RefSeq lists its product as uncharacterized. The transcript has 13 exons. Gene Ontology annotation, cellular component: membrane. The coding region runs from base 278 to 1567 and encodes 429 amino acids. Gene Ontology annotation, molecular function: glycosyltransferase activity. The record is from RefSeq and is a predicted model, not a curated record. NCBI's taxonomy places the organism in Eukaryota, Viridiplantae, Streptophyta, Magnoliopsida, Asparagales, Asparagaceae.
CCAUCGCUUCUUUAAGAAGGUAGAGAGAGAGAAUCAUAGUGUAGAGAGAGAGAGAGCGACAGCGAGCUUCGAAAUUUCCAAAAUUUACCACGAUUUUGUAAAUUUUCAUCGCGACUUCAGCUGGAAUCCGUGAGAGAUCACGGGCUCUGGCUCUUUCACCGCGAAAUUGAGGUCGGAUCCCAUCUCUCUCGAGAUCUGAAGAAAAGCUUAGCUGAUUCUUGAGGAAGAUCAUGUGUCACCUGUUCAAUGUUAGGAGUAAAUAAUAUAUCAAGAACAAAUGAAGCGAAGGAUUUCUAGGGUUAGAUGGAGAGGGAAUCUCUUUCUGUCGAUCUUGCUGAGCUUGUGCGUUGGGAGUUUGUUUUUGAUGCAAAACCAGUACAGCAAGAUAAUGAUGCUCGCCAAACAAACUCCUCAAGAGCAGAAGCCAAAGAUUGCUUUUCUAUUUAUAGCGAGAAACCGGCUUCCUCUGGAUUUUGUCUGGGAUGCCUUCUUUCAGGGAGAUAAGGAGGGUAGGUUUUCGAUAUUUGUCCACUCCCGGCCGGGGUUUCUGUUCAAUAAGGUGAUGACGAGGUCGCCCUUUUUCUAUGGCCGGCAGGUCAACAAUAGUAUACAGGUAGAUUGGGGAGAAUCAACCAUGAUCCAAGCAGAGCGUAUUUUGCUUCAAAAUGCACUCAAAGAUCCUCUCAAUGAGCGAUUUGUAUUUUUGUCUGACAGUUGCAUACCUUUAUACAGUUUCAGCUACAUAUACGAGUACAUAAUGUCGACAUCAACUAGCUUCUUAGAUAGUUUUGCGGAUACAAAAGAGGGCCGCUAUAAUCCGAGGAUGCAUCCGGUUGUUCCUGUAAACAAUUGGCGGAAGGGGUCUCAGUGGGCUGUCUUAACGAGAAAACAUGCUGAGAUAAUGGUGAAUGAUGAUAUUGUCUUCCCGGAAUUCCAGAAGCAUUGCAGAAGGAAGUCAUUACCCGAGUUUUGGAUUAGAUUAAACUUCAUAUGCAUAAAGCAGUUAAUGAAGUCAUGGACCUUAUCUGAUGGGUUUAUUCUGCAAAAAGAUCUUCAAAUAUCAGGUUGCUUUGGAAACAUGUGUGGUUCAUUGAUUGGCCUUGCCAAAUUCAUUUUUAAUACAUUUGACUAUGAAAUUACUCAGUUUCGUGGAAUCAGAGUUUUAUUGAAAUGGUAUUUCAAAGUAUUUUCGUUUAUGCAGCCUGCUGAAGGAUGGAAGGAGCAUAACUGUAUACCUGAUGAGCAUUACGUUCAGACGCUUUUUGCACAAAAGGGACUGGAAGGGGAAAUUACUAGAAGAAGCUUGACGCAUACUGCAUGGGAUCUUUCAUCCUCCAGGGAUCGUGAAAGACGUGGCUGGCAUCCUAUGACGUACAAGCUCUCUGACGCUACUCCGAAGCUUUUAAAAGCUAUAAAGGAUAUAGAUAAUAUCAAUUAUGAGACAGAAUACAGGAAAGAAUGGUGCACCAGCAAGGGGAAGCCAUCCAAGUGCUUUCUCUUUGCCCGAAAGUUCACACGUGCUGCUGCCCUCAAUCUUCUUAACACUUCUGCACUUGUUCUGAGAUGACAUACAGUACAUACAUCUGGUGGUUUUAGCCCAAGGAUGAAUCCGUAAACGAGAUGAAUAUACGAUAACAUAACUUUUAUUCUAUCUGUAUAUUAUGAGUCACUUGUAAGCAAAUACUAUGGACAUAAAUAUAUUCUGCAGUUAGAUUUUGGUUCCU